This is a messenger RNA of Baudoinia panamericana UAMH 10762, 1880 nucleotides long. RefSeq lists its product as uncharacterized. Gene Ontology annotation, molecular function: lipoate synthase activity; 4 iron, 4 sulfur cluster binding. The record is from RefSeq and is a predicted model, not a curated record. Gene Ontology annotation, biological process: lipoate biosynthetic process. Bases 364 to 1632 code for a protein of 422 amino acids. Gene Ontology annotation, cellular component: mitochondrion. Lineage: Eukaryota; Fungi; Ascomycota; Dothideomycetes; Mycosphaerellales; Teratosphaeriaceae. The transcript is spliced from 2 exons.
CUGCGAACAGCACCACGGCGCCGGCUUUGGAACUCUUGACUCGUGCCAUUGCCUUCGUCGCAUCUAGCUCAUCGUAGGUGAGAGAGACGUAAAUGUUCGGUUCCUUGAGCGAUUGUUCGCCUUCGAACGAUUUUUGCACUGGAGGAUGCAUCUCUGCCAUCGUAGCAAUCGCACACUCCGACGGUAUAGGCGCUCAAUUGACGGAGAUAGAGGGUCUUCAUGCGAUGGUGAAGGUGGGAUCGGAUUGAUCCGGAGACCCUUCCGCUGACUCAGGCCCUCCCUUGUCCGGACACAUUCGAGGUCGCAACACCCCCCUUACACGGUAUUUGUACCCUGCACUCCAAUUACAUCCGCGGCAUCAACAUGUCCUCUCUCCGCCAUCCCGCUCGCCGUCUCCUCACCUCCGCCGUCCUCGACUCCCGCCCUUCCAUACUUCCCCAAAAACGGCGUCUCGCCACCGCCGUCUCCGAGCCUCCUCCACCAUUGACUCCUUCGUCCCAACCUCGCCCGGCCAGCUCCUUCACAGACCGCCUAAACACCGGCCCCUCCUUCUCCGACUUCGUCUCUCCCAACCACACAUCCGAGCCCCUCCACGAAGAGGAUGCCUUCGAACUCCGCACAGUAGACGAUGCCCACUCCCUCCGCACAGUCCAGGUCGGCCCAUCCGGCCGCAAACGCACACACACGCGUCUACCGGAAUGGCUCAAGACACCAAUCCCCACAAACGAUAACUACAAGCGGAUAAAGAACGACCUUCGAGGCCUAGGCCUACAUACCGUCUGCGAGGAAGCGCGCUGCCCCAACAUCUCCGACUGCUGGGGCGGCAGCAACAAGAGCGCCGCCACGGCGACUAUCAUGCUCAUGGGCGAUACGUGCACGCGCGGGUGUAGGUUCUGCAGUGUCAAGACCUCCAACACCCCUCCACCGCUAGAUCCUCACGAGCCGGAGAAUACGGCCGAGGCGUUGAAGAGGUGGGGAUUAGGGUAUGUGGUGUUGACGAGUGUGGAUCGAGAUGAUCUGGUCGACGGAGGCUCCCGGCAUUUCGCGGAGACCAUUAUGAAGAUCAAGCAGAAAGCGCCUACAAUCCUCGUGGAGGCUUUGACGGGAGACUUUGCGGGAGAUUUGGAGCAGGUGGGUGUAGUGGCAAGGAGUGGGUUGGAUGUGUACGCGCAUAAUGUCGAGACUACUGAAGAACUGACGCCGACCGUUCGGGAUCGACGAGCGAAGUUCAGGCAGUCGCUCGAUGUACUACGAGCUGCUAAAGCCGCCAAGCCCGAGCUGAUCACCAAGACGUCCAUCAUGCUUGGCCUGGGCGAGACGGAGGAGGGUCUGUGGGAUGCUUUGCGGGAAUUGAGGAAGGCCGAUGUAGAUGUCGUAACGUUUGGGCAGUACAUGCGACCUACGAAGCGGCACAUGAAGGUCGAAGAGUACGUGCGGCCGGAGACCUUCGAGAUGUGGAGGCAGAGGGCGUUGGGGCUGGGGUUCUUGUACUGUGCGAGCGGGCCGCUGGUGCGGAGUAGUUACAAGGCGGGUGAGGCGUUCAUCGAGAAUGUGCUUAAGAAGCGGGCAAGGAUGAAUACACUUGUGGGCGCCGAGGAGAUGGGUGGGAUGGAGGCGACCAAGGCGCUGUAGUGGCCCCAGGGGCUCGUAGUGUAACAAAUUGUACCAUUACACACUUCGUACACUUAACGUCCUGGUUUGCUUAUGAUGGUACAGGUGGCGGAGCUUGUGUGCCUGUCCCCGCACCGCCUGCCUGUGGCAUUGGCUGUGGCGGGAGAAAGAGUGGCAUAUAUGCGACUCCCACACCCAGCACCGCCAUGCCGAUGGACAUGUACGCAGGCGUUGCGGCGGUCGCUUUCGAGGCCGGUGUUUCUGAUAGC